Molecule: messenger RNA, 1792 nt
Organism: Phoenix dactylifera (date palm)
Lineage: Eukaryota; Viridiplantae; Streptophyta; Magnoliopsida; Arecales; Arecaceae
Source: RefSeq, a predicted model, not a curated record
UGCCACUAUCUACUGUUUGUGAAUCCUUUUUUCUUGGCGAUCAUAGAGAAUCUUCCUAUUUGCGAAUCCUUUUUUUCCUGGGGAUCGUAGAGAAUUCUUGGACUUCGGAACUGUCGUUCGCUUUUCUUGGACUUCCGAAAUGUAAUGAAAGGGAUCGCCUCCUUCGAAUGGUAACGAAAUCUCUUUGUUAUCUGUGUAGGGUUCUUCUUGUUGAUCCAGGAGAGGGGAACGAGAGAGAUCUCUCUGAUCCGGUGAGCCGUUGGAAAAGAGAUAACAAAAUAAAACAACUAUGCAAAAGGAUAGCUUCUCCAGUGACACUCCAUCAAAUCAUCUGGGGCGGGUUCGGCAUCGGAAACGCUCAGCUGAGGUUUCUCAAGAUGCAAAUAAAGCAAAUGGGGCAAAUUUGCUUGUCAAUGACCGCAACAAAUACAAAUCAAUGCUUAUUCGUACACAUUCAGCAUUGUGGAUGAUAGGGGGUUUUGCAUUUAUAAUCUACAUGGGUCAUCUAUAUAUUUGGGCCAUGAUUGUUGUCAUCCAAAUCUUUAUGGCAAGGGAGCUGUUUAAUCUACUUAGGAAAGCUAAUGAAGACAGACAGCUUCCAGGAUUCAGGCUUUUAAAUUGGCAUUUUUUCUUCACCGCAAUGUUGUUUACUUAUGGACGCUUUCUCAGCAGACAGCUUGUCAACACUGUAACUUCAGAUAAAUUGCUAUAUCAGCUUGUGAGCGGGCUUAUCAAAUACCAGAUGGUUAUCUGCUAUUUCCUGUAUAUUGCAGGUUUUGUCUGGUUUAUUCUUACACUAAAGAAGAAGAUGUACAAGUAUCAGUUUAGCCAGUAUGCGUGGACUCACAUGAUCCUUCUAAUAGUCUUUGUACAGUCCUCCUUCACUGUCGCAAAUAUUUUUGAAGGAAUAUUCUGGUUUCUUUUACCAGCUUCACUUAUCGUUAUCAAUGAUAUUGCUGCAUAUUUCUUUGGAUUCUUUUUUGGGAGAACACCUUUGAUCAAACUCUCUCCAAAGAAAACUUGGGAGGGUUUCAUCGGUGCAUUAGUCACAACUAUGUUCUCUGCUUUUGUGCUAGCAAAUCUAAUGGGUCGCUUCCGGUGGCUAACAUGCCCAAGAAAGGACUUGUCUACGGUAUGGCUUCACUGUGAUCCUGGGCCAAUGUUUAAACCAGAAUAUUAUCCUUUGCGGGUAUGGGUGCCUGAAUGGUUUCCCUGGAAAGAAGUACCAAUUCUGCCUGUGCAGUGGCAUGCUCUCGCUCUUGGUCUAUUUGCAUCAAUAAUAGCACCAUUUGGAGGUUUUUUUGCAAGUGGUUUCAAAAGGGCAUUUAAAUUUAAGGAUUUCGGUGAUAGCAUCCCUGGACAUGGUGGAAUUACUGAUAGAAUGGAUUGCCAAAUGGUUAUGGCAGUUUUUGCGUACAUAUACCAUCAAUCUUUUGUCAUGCCUCAGAGCUUUUCUAUUGAAAUGAUUCUGGACCAGAUACUAAGGAACCUUUCCUUUGAGGAGCAGCAAAUUCUGUACGAGCAACUUGGGAAGAUCUUUCAAGACAGGCAGGCGAUGCUAGCCUAAAACCAUCUGAUGCACUUCCAUUAGCUGCAGUGCUUGCAAAACUGUGCGCUCCAAAUUUUCUAUCCAUCACAUAGUUUUAAAUGCUUUGUAUAGCCCUUCAAAUCAUGUCGACAUGAAUCUCUAGUUUUAGUAGAAGCCUUGUAUAGUCUUUUGGAGACUUAUAUUUGGUAAGACAUCCAGUGGCUACUUAUCAAGAGAAAACGAACAUUCCAUUUGAAACAUGCA